Molecule: messenger RNA, 972 nt
Organism: Dendronephthya gigantea
Lineage: Eukaryota; Metazoa; Cnidaria; Anthozoa; Malacalcyonacea; Nephtheidae
Exons: 2
Coding region: 53-727 (224 amino acids)
Biological process (GO): signal transduction
Molecular function (GO): protein binding
Source: RefSeq, a predicted model, not a curated record
CUGUUGAUAUAUCAAAAAUCAACCAGUUCAUCUCUUUUUAGUUAUCCACCGAAUGACAAAACUUACCAAGAUGGAAAUAACGAGGGUGAGCCGUAUGGUGGCAAUGGAUUGGGACAGUCUUGCCGGGCUCAUGGAUAUUCCAUAUGAAGAACGUGAAGAGAUCAGAACCAACCACGCAAAAUAUCCUGAUUCUCUUUCCAAAGCGGAAGAAAUUCUCAUACAUUUCAAUGACAGUGAUUGCUUUGAUCGGGAUGUUCUUGCAAAAUCCCUCGUUGAAUUGGGACGACGUGAUCUUAAAGACGAAUUGCUUCCUAUGCUGGACGAGGUUUAUAAAACUCGUAGUGUCUUACGUCUGAAAGCCGAAACUGUUAAGAAAACUGGAAAAUCCAAAGGUGAUGGAACAGAAGAAAUACAAGAACUACAGACUGAAAUCGUUCCAGAGGGAAACGACCAGCCUCUCUCCCCUCGUGAAAUGUUCAGGUUAAGUCGCCGUAUUGCCGUUGACUGGGACAGUCUUGCUGGCCUCAUAGGCGUCGCCCAGGAACAAAGAGAUGAGAUCAGAUGCAACGUCAUUUACAGCGACAAUCGUUCACGAGCUGAGAAAAUCUUAUCUAUUUUCAACCACAGGAAUGAAUUCUCCCGUGAGAGGCUGGUAGAAUGCUUGAAAGAGCUAGAGAGAUACGACCUGAUUGAAACAAUCAUCACUGGAAAAUGGAAAUUCUUGUAACGAUCCAGAGUUUAUACGUACCCUUUAUUAUUAUUAUAAUUAUUAUUAUUGCUGUUGAAAGCUAAUAUACAUGAAGAAGACAAAAGUCUUAAUUAUACGAUGCAUUUACAAUAUUUUCUUUUCAAAAAGAUAAUUACAAUAAAAUCAGGCUAAAAUUAGAAAUCAAGCUAAAAAGCUUCAAGGGUCUCACUAAACUACGAUUAUAGCAGUUUAUGGCAUACACUAAUGGCCUGUUCUUAAAUCUC